AUGACUACCGAACUUUAUCCUGAUGACUACUUUGGUGACUGCCCGAAACAAGAUCAACAAGGUGAACGGAAAUGGUUGAUUAACGAGAUUAUCAAGCCAGAACUGCCCAACAUAAUAGACAAUGUUGACAAAUGCUUGGAAUUGUUGACCAGUGAUGAAGAUUUCAAGAUGCCGAUCAGCUCUGGGCUACCGAACGAGUCCAACGGCGCCUAUGUACGUGGAAUAUUGACCAGAAACCGUGGAUCCAUAACAGACUACCAGCUCAUCGUCAAAUUCAAGCAAUUCAACCGUGGAAAACAGUGCGCUUUCAAGAUGGACACCAGUAGUCCGUAUCGGCUCAAGCAAAUCGAUGCGAUUACGGAGAAUUUGACCAAAGUCUCGGAUCUGUUGGACGCAUUACAGCAAUGUGAAGAUGCAGGCCAAUUUGAAGGCCACUUGGUCGAAAUUUUGGAUCUGUUAUCGAAAUCCAUCAAUCUGCUGCAUUACCCACCACAAAACCUGCUGUUCCCAUACAACGGCAACGCAUUGCUCAAGCGAAUGUUCACGAAUAGCGAGUCGUCGUUUCAAACAGCGCACCAUGUUCUCAAUAUCGACCUUGUCAUUUUACGAAACGAAAUAAGCAUGGAUUUUCGCAACUUGCAAAAAGUCACCACUAGACCGUGGUGCGAUUUUGACGCAGCAACGGGCAAGACGUUUACAGACAAAAUACGCGAUAAGCUGAAGGCUCAGCGUGGUAAAAAAGUUAGCGACGCUUUACACGAGGAAGGACUCGAAAUCGAGGAACCUUCGCUACUCAGGAACGUUUUCCCACACAAAAACGCAUACAGGGCUACGACCCUUGACGAAGCGCACAACGUGCUGGCACGCUGCGUGACUUUUGAGUCAGGACUGGUUUCUGAAUGCGAAAAAGUGUCGGUGGCCACAAGCGAUCCGAGCUUGAUUAGCAUCACUUCUAAACUUGGCGCAUUGGAAAACUGUGUUAGCAACUACUACACCAAUCUAACACUGAUAUGA
Molecule: messenger RNA, 1014 nt
Organism: Lachancea sp. 'fantastica'
Lineage: Eukaryota; Fungi; Ascomycota; Saccharomycetes; Saccharomycetales; Saccharomycetaceae
Source: the annotation of a GenBank genome assembly